Molecule: messenger RNA, 1182 nt
Organism: Aspergillus clavatus NRRL 1
Lineage: Eukaryota; Fungi; Ascomycota; Eurotiomycetes; Eurotiales; Aspergillaceae
Product: magnesium transporter CorA family protein
Exons: 2
Coding region: 1-1182 (393 amino acids)
Biological process (GO): magnesium ion transmembrane transport; intracellular magnesium ion homeostasis
Cellular component (GO): plasma membrane
Molecular function (GO): magnesium ion transmembrane transporter activity
Source: RefSeq, a predicted model, not a curated record
AUGGGGCCCCUCGCCGGCCUUAGACAGCUUCUGGCCGCUCGGUCGGCCAGUUGGCAUGGUCUGUGCGCGGAGAGGGAGAGGGAGAAGGCGUUCACGAUUCCACCCCCAGAGGUGGAGAAGGCGUACAAUGACCCCGAAUCCGAAACCGCACAGUUCAGCUUCUUCACAACGCAGCUGGAUUCCGUCCUCUUCGCCCCGAGUCUCAACUCGCUGGCGCUAGUCUACGGCCCGCUGCACUCGCUCCUCGACGGCGGUGAGCACGACGGGCUGUGGUGGCUGGAUGUCGCCGACGCCUCGGACGGCGACAUCGAGCUGCUCGCGCGGCUGUUCGACAUCCACCCGCUGACCACGGAGGAUAUCCGCAUCCGCGAGACCCGCGAGAAGAUCGAGCUCUUCGGCCCGUACUAUUUCGUCUCGCUGCGGCCGCCGCAGCAGGCCGAGGAGACGGCCAGUCCGCGCACCGCGUGUAAUGUGUACGCCAUCGUGUUCCGGCAGGGCGUCCUGAGUUUCACCUUUAGGAGCCGUCGCCACACGGACCAUGUGCGGGGCCGGAUCAAGGACCAUCGCAGCCACCUGGCGUUGACCAGUGACUGGAUCUGUUAUGCUUUGAUCGACGACAUCGUGGAUGGGUUCGCGCCGCUGAUCAACCAGGUCGAAGGCUGCGUGGAGACGAUGGAGGACAGCGUGUCGAUCACGCGGCCGGAUGACAUCGGGCUGGCGCUGCAGCAGAUCUAUAAGACACGGCGGCAGGUGCAGCAGAUCCGGCAGCUGCUCAAUGACAAGACAGACGUGAUCCGGUGCUUCGCGCGGCACUGCGACAUCCUUGGCUCCACAAUCCAGGUCGUCUCGUAUCUCAGCGACAUCCAGGACCACGUGCUGACCAUGGUCUCGAACCUGGCGCACUCGGAGCAGCGCCUGUCGCGCUCCCAGGACAAGUACCUGGGCCAGCUGUCGUUCGACUCUACGCGCAUGCGUAACCAGAUCGUCGCGACCCUGAGCCGCCUGACCGUUAUCGCCUCGUGCAUCGUCCCCAUGCAGGUCAUCACCGGGCUGUUCGGCAUGAACGUCACCGUCCCGGGCAAGAAUAGCAGCGGGCUGGGCUGGUGGUUUGGGAUUUUAGGCGGGAUUCUCGCGUUGAUUGGGUUGUCUCUCGUGAUUGCGCGGCGCACCCGUUUCCUAUAG